Messenger RNA from Heterotrigona itama, 513 nucleotides. The record is from the annotation of a GenBank genome assembly. NCBI's taxonomy places the organism in Eukaryota, Metazoa, Arthropoda, Insecta, Hymenoptera, Apidae.
GCGAUAACGGCCUUGCUCGAGCUCGUGUUACUGCUGGCAUUAACCGGAAUUCUAGCCUCUGUCGCUGCCGUGUUACGCCUGAUGGAACUCACCAUCAGCAUCAUCCACCCGUUCACCAUUUUCAUGCUCCGACAAUCCGGCAGGAUAAUCAUUUUUGGAGUGAGACAGACUGAGAGGCUGGCGUCACACGCGUACUGCAAGAUCCACGUGGAUCGUGGUCGUGCAACAGCCACGGAAUUAACAACGAUAAACAUGCGGCAACCGGAGACACCUUACUACAGAAGUGCUAUACCUGGCAUGGUUGAGGAAACGUUCCCUCGCAAAUGUGAUUUUCGUUUCGUACGAGCGCUGAGAGAAGAAGAGGAAUUGGAAGGAGAUGUGGAAGUUCAUAGUCCCAGUGUUGAUGAAAUUGAAGAGACGGACGACGGCAAAGCGAUGGAAGACGAAUCGAGAAAUCCUAUCGAAGAGGAGGUUACUUCUGAAGCAACGACUAUCGACAAUAGUGUUCAAUAA